AUGCACAGCGCGGCAAUGGGGGGCGGAGCCCUAUUCGGGUGUUCCUCAGCCGGCCACAGCGGCAUCAACCAGCUCGGGGGGGUGUACGUCAACGGGCGCCCGCUGCCGGACUCCACGCGGCAGAAGAUUGUGGAGCUGGCGCACUCGGGCGCGCGGCCCUGCGACAUCAGCCGCAUCCUGCAGGUCUCCAACGGCUGCGUCUCCAAGAUCCUCGGCAGAUAUUACGAGACGGGGUCCAUCAAGCCCCGGGCCAUCGGGGGGUCCAAGCCCAGGGUCGCCACGACCCCAGUGGUCCAGAAGAUAGCGGACUACAAGCGCGAGUGCCCGAGUAUCUUCGCCUGGGAAAUUCGCGACCGUCUGCUCAGCGAGAACGUGUGCAAUAACGAUAAUAUUCCUAGUGUGUCAUCAAUAAACCGAGUGCUAAGAAACCUUGCGUCGCAGAAGGAGCAAGCAGCAUCAGCGCAGAAUGACAGUGUUUACGAGAAGCUCCGGAUGUUCAACGGCCAGGCGGCCACGGGGUGGUGGUACCCUGGGCUACCCACGGCCCCCGCCGCGCCGGCCAUACCAGCUCCUUUACCGCCCCAGCUCAAUAGGACCAAUUCUGAAGAGCAUAAACGAGAUGCCCUUCAAUCCGAAGCCGGGUCGGACGGCAACAGCGAGCAUGCGUCAUCCGGCGACGAGGACUCGCAAAUGAGACUCCGGCUAAAAAGGAAACUCCAGAGAAACAGGACGUCUUUCACCAAUGAUCAGAUUGACAGCCUUGAGAAAGAAUUCGAGAGGACUCAUUACCCCGACGUGUUCGCCCGGGAACGGCUGGCUGAAAAGAUCGGAUUACCUGAGGCACGUAUCCAGGUUUGGUUUUCGAAUCGUCGGGCGAAAUGGCGACGCGAAGAGAAACUCCGCAGCCAGCGUCGGGACGCGCCGGCUGCGUCGCCCCCCGCGCCGCCUGCCCCCCGGCUGCCCCUCAAUGGAGGCUUCAAUUCUAUGUACAGUCCCAUACCGCAGCCUAUUGCUACAAUGGGAGAUUCUUAUAGUUCGAUGUCGGGCGGCCUGACCUCCUCGUGCCUCCAACAACGAGACAGCGGCUACCCGUACAUGUUCGGCGACGUGCUCGGCAGCGGCGGCUACUCGCGAGCGCCGGCCGCGCACCAACAGCACGGGUACUCGCAACCUCAAGCGGCGGCCAGCACUGGUGUAAUAUCGGCGGGCGUGAGCGUACCAGUUCAAAUACCUUCGCAGGGGCCAGACCUCGCGUCGAACUACUGGGGGAGACUUCAGUGA
This is a messenger RNA of Amyelois transitella, 1281 nucleotides long. It is a transcript of the gene toy, whose product is annotated as paired box protein Pax-6. Gene Ontology annotation, molecular function: RNA polymerase II cis-regulatory region sequence-specific DNA binding; DNA-binding transcription factor activity, RNA polymerase II-specific. Bases 1 to 1281 code for a protein of 426 amino acids. Gene Ontology annotation, biological process: anatomical structure development; regulation of transcription by RNA polymerase II. The transcript has 8 exons. Lineage: Eukaryota; Metazoa; Arthropoda; Insecta; Lepidoptera; Pyralidae. The record is from RefSeq and is a predicted model, not a curated record.